GUUAGAAAAUCUAGAAAAUCUAAAAGUGAGCUCAUGAAAGAAAUCGACUUGCAUGGUGAGCUUCAGAGUUUUUGUAGGUGACAGAGCUUUUUGGGAUAAGAAAAACGUUGAAUGAAUGUGGUAUCUGUGGCAACAUAAGUUCGGCGAAAUACUUCAGUGUACCAAAUAAUAAGAACGUAAGUAACACGUUGAAUUGAAGUCAUUUGGAUGAACACUUCCGAUUUCACAAACUUACUUAAUGUCUCUGCUAGCAGCUUCCUUUUAACGUAACAAAAAAUGAUGACUCACAAAUUGCCAGGUGUCCUUCUGAAAACUGAUUUAAGCUUCCUGAAAUGUCCUAUUAGAUGCAAAGGACAAGGACCUAAUCAUUGGGCUGUUUUAAGGAGAACAAAAUUCCCCAAAGAUCAUGCCAUGGAACAUUUUGAUGAUUUUUAUGCCAAUGUUUAUGGUGCAAGAAAAUGGAAGUCAAUGCGUCUGGCACUGUUAUGCCCGAAGAAAUAUUGUGCAGUUGUAAAUAAUUACAGUGAUGCCGACAAAAUUAUGAAUAAAUUAGAGAAUAAAGGUGCUGUAAAUGUAAGGCGAAUGUUCGAACUUAGAGCUGAGAAACUUGCAGAGGAACCAAGCAACUACUUGGAGCCAUUAAAGAAGGAUGAAGUAUAUAAACUUGACCUUGAUGCAAAAAUGAACACCUUAAGGAUUUCAUCGCUAGAGAAAGAAGCUCAGAAAAAGAUUCCAAAUGUACCCUUAGACAAGACUUUAACGUAUAUGCAAUCUGCUGAUGUAGAGGUUGAGUCUCCUGCCGCUGAGAAGCCAGCUGCACUGAUGAAUACCGAAGAUGAUGAAGAGCCUCCAAGCCCCAUUGAUGAUGGAGGGAAUUUAGAACCCACUGAAGAAGAGAUCAAAAGUCGUCUUGUGCGGUCUGCGGAUGCUCUUUAUGAUUUUGUGCCUGCAACCAAGCUUCAGGGACUAGAGGAUUAUGUUCCUGAAUCAAAACAUUAUGGGUACUAUGAGACAGAGAGUGAGUUUCCAAUCUACAUCACUGAAGAUGCACCCAUCGUUUUCCCCUCUAAUCUGAAUAUUUACACCUAUGAAACAGGCAACAUAGAAGAUUUCAGCUCCCCAAAGCGAGGAUCAACAGACCUUUUUGAUUAUUUUCUGUUGGACGGAGCCAGUUUGUUUCCUAUCCUUGCAUUAAAUCUACAGCCUAAUGACAGGAUUCUAGAUUUGUGUGCUGCGCCAGGAGGAAAAUCGUUAAUAAUGCUCCAAACAUUGUUUCCCAGAUUUCUUACCUGCAAUGAUUUUUCUGAAACAAGAUUAAAAAGAUUAAGGUAUAUACUGAAAGACUAUUUCACGGAUAUCGAUGACAAAGUUUCAGUAACUAAUAUCAAUGGAUCACAAUACCAAGAAGAGACCAAUUUUUAUAAUAAGAUCUUGGUUGAUGUUCCUUGUACAACUGAUAGGCUCAGUGUGAAUGACAACGAUGACAAUAUUUUCGCUCCGAACAGAAUCCAAGAAAGGCUGCAGUUACCAGAAGCGCAGGCUGCAUUAUUAGUAAAUGCAUUGAAGCUGGUAACUGUAGGUGGAACAGUUGUUUAUUCAACUUGCACUCUAUCGCCAAUCCAGAAUGAUGGUGUCGUGCAUAUGGCUUUGAAAAAGAUUUGGGAAGAAACCGAACUCCAGUUUGUGAUCAAGGAUAUGUCUAAAGUUCUGGAGGUAGCAAGACCGCUCUUCCCAUUGGAAACCAAAUUAGAUUUAAAAUACGGGCACCUUGUUUGUCCUUACCUACCAGCAAAUUUUGGCCCUAUGUAUUUUUGCAAGCUUGUGCGAGUAAAAUAAGGAAGUAGGUGAUUUUUCUCAUUAUUAAAUCAUAAUUGAAUUUUUUAUUAUUUUCCCAUGAUUUAGUACAGCUUUAGUACUUUACAUUUCAUUUUUGCAUUUGAUUUUGCGAGAGCUGAGCAGGAGGAAACUCAUGAGCUAGUAACCUUUGAUCUCCUAAAAUAUCGAGAAGUUGACGACCAAUAUUGAUUCCCCCCUUCUCCAUAAUGAAAUCGUGCAGGCCAACAUCCACUUCUUAUUCUGAAGGUUUUGUCAAGAUUUUGUCUUAAAAUUCCCAAGCAAAAAUCUGACAUUAUCUAAUUCUUAAAUCAUUGUUUCUCCCUGAAGCUCUGCUUAAGAGGCAGCUGUGUGGAUUUUCCAAUAAUAAAUGGAUUGUGACUCAAAGAUCACAGCUAAUGUCAUGAAGCCAGCUCUUUUGGUUAGUAGUAAAUCCAAACUUUUCAACAAUUAAAGUUGUUUGUUUUUGGAUGGCAAGCAGAUUGAAUACUUUUUUAAUUUCUAUUUGACAGUAGUUGAAUUUUUACUCUAAUGAAAGACUUCUUCUGCCAACUACUGUUUUCAGCUGAUUACUCCGAUGUUUUAAAACCGGAGCCGACAUCAAUACAAAUCAAUCAAUUAGAUCCAUUUUUUCUGUCAUUGUUUAAUUGGAUGCAAAUUUUAUUUGCCAAAAAUAAAUUGAGCUAUACCGUGCUUUCACAAA
Molecule: messenger RNA, 2536 nt
Organism: Bemisia tabaci
Lineage: Eukaryota; Metazoa; Arthropoda; Insecta; Hemiptera; Aleyrodidae
Product: 5-methylcytosine rRNA methyltransferase l(2)10685
Biological process (GO): rRNA methylation
Cellular component (GO): mitochondrial large ribosomal subunit
Molecular function (GO): RNA methyltransferase activity
Source: RefSeq, a predicted model, not a curated record